AUGUAUAUCAAAGCCUCGGCCCUGCUCGCCACGGUGGGCUACUUCUCUGUCGCCAUGGCCGGCCCUGUUAACAACAACGGAGCCUCGCCGACAGUAGUCGCCACGUCUCCUGCUGCCACUGCCGCUGCCGGCUUCGGCAUUGCCGCUAUCGGCGAAGAUGGCGACAUGCACACUUUUGAGAGUGGUUUCGCAUCGACCUGCCCGACCGUCGUCCUCGACGGAACCGGCGUCAUGGGCAAGUCCACGCUCCGGGGCGAGUGCCGCACUUUCGACGGCCGCCUGCGCACCUCCCGGCUCGACUUGAACCACUGCCUGAACAACGUCAAUGGGGUUAUGAACCCGGCUAAAGACGGCAACUUCCGCCCCACGUGCUACGCGGCCGACGCAACGCUCAUUGUCAACACCAACUAUGUCUCAUACUGCAUCGGCUGCCGCGACUUCAACGGUGUCGAAAUAAAGAACUGCGUCCCCCUGCACGAUAUCAUUGGCAACAUCGACGGCAGACUGACGUGCUAUGACUACUCGGACUCUUCUGGCGAUCCUUACUAA
Microdochium trichocladiopsis is the source of this 549-nucleotide messenger RNA. RefSeq lists its product as uncharacterized. Bases 1 to 549 code for a protein of 182 amino acids. The transcript is spliced from 3 exons. NCBI's taxonomy places the organism in Eukaryota, Fungi, Ascomycota, Sordariomycetes, Xylariales, Microdochiaceae. The record is from RefSeq and is a predicted model, not a curated record.